Messenger RNA from Nematolebias whitei (Rio pearlfish), 927 nucleotides. Its product is annotated as protein boule-like. The transcript has 10 exons. Lineage: Eukaryota; Metazoa; Chordata; Actinopteri; Cyprinodontiformes; Rivulidae. Gene Ontology annotation, molecular function: RNA binding. The record is from RefSeq and is a predicted model, not a curated record. The coding region runs from base 1 to 927 and encodes 308 amino acids.
AUGUUCCGCAGGGAAGUUUUAGAGGCAGAAAUGAUGCAGAUGAACGUGACUGUGGAGAAGGAGAGACACAACUGGCUCUCUCCUUCACACCCGUUCUACGACGACGGCUGGGCUCCUCCAAACUCCAGCAUCCCGGCUGCUCUCGACCUGGCCACCAUCAUCCCCAACCGGAUAUUUGUCGGGGGGAUCGAUGACGGGGUCCGGGAGAGAGACCUGUGGCUGUAUUUCUCACGAUACGGUGCGGUGAAGGAGGUGAAGGUCGUCCUGAACCGUGAAGGAGUAUCAAUAGGGUACGGGUUUGUCACGUUCGAAACUCAGGAAGAGGUCUUGAAAAUCCUCAGCAACGCUGACGGCUUCCGUUUCAAAGAGAAGCAGCUGGUCAUCGGCCAGGCCUUUAGAAAGCAGCAGCCUAGUGAACAAACAAAAUGCACUCUUCUGACCCCACUGGAGCCGGGCCUGCCUCAUCAUGUGCCCUGUGAGACCUUCUUCCUGACCACGUCCACAGGUUGUCCCUACACCUACCAUAACGGCGUGGCGUACUUCUACUGCGCCAGCGUGCCCCACUGCUCUCAUGCGCCUCAGCUGAUGUUCUGUCACCCCCAGCAGCCGGUUCAGCACUACCCGCAGGUGCUGAUGCCCUCCGGUGCAGGGAUCUACGCUCAGCACGCCGAGUACCUGAACCCGCCCACUGAUGGAGGCUCCUUCCUGCCUCCUGUCCCUGUGAUGGAGGACGUCUCGCCAGAGAUGUUUCCUCCGUCUCACGUCCCUCAGAAGACAAAGUACGGGUGCUUCCUUCACCGCCUGCCGGGACCAGCGGAGACGCCGGACGCCUUGGUGUUCCACGAAGCGUCCUCAGGUUCCCACAUCCAGCACCACCAGCACUCGGGUCGUUUCCUCUCCCUUCAUGAACUGAACCGUCGAGCGUGA